GCUGCUGCAGACAGUCGUUCCAUGAGUGAUCCUGGUUCGAUUGCUUCAGCCUGGUUACUAACGUUCUUCUCUCGAUUGCUUCCGGCUGCUCAUUGACCCAAAAUGGCGGCCACUCCAGCUACUAACCCCUCUCAGCUUCUUCCUCUGGAGCUUGUGGACAAAUGUAUCGGCUCCCGAAUUCACAUCGUCAUGAAAACCGACAAAGAAAUCGUCGGCACCCUGCUGGGUUUCGACGACUUUGUCAAUAUGGUCCUGGAAGAUGUGACAGAAUUUGAAAUCACACCAGAGGGACGGAGGAUAACCAAACUGGACCAGAUCCUCCUCAAUGGCAAUAAUAUCACCAUGCUCAUACCCGGAGGAGAAGGUCCUGAAGUAUGAGACAAGAAGCAUCAUGCAUCAGGCUGAGAUGUUUGUGUUGUGGAUUAAUGUCUUUCCUAUGUUGUGUUCCUUAGUUGAUUUUGUUGUUUUUUGGAUCAUUCCUUCUUGAUCUUGAGUGAGGAAAAUAUUUUUGUAAGAUUCCUAAUUGAGUAUUUGUUAUAAAAAAAAAGGUUAAAUUAGAAGUGUAUCAUGAAUCACACGUGACAAAAAAAUGUUUUUUCUUUUUACAAAUAAAUGAGAAUCUCUUUUUUUUGUUUGAAACAA
Messenger RNA from Sebastes umbrosus (honeycomb rockfish), 642 nucleotides. It is a transcript of the gene lsm5, whose product is annotated as LSM5 homolog, U6 small nuclear RNA and mRNA degradation associated. The record is from RefSeq and is a predicted model, not a curated record. Gene Ontology annotation, biological process: mRNA splicing, via spliceosome. The coding region runs from base 103 to 378 and encodes 91 amino acids. Gene Ontology annotation, cellular component: U4/U6 x U5 tri-snRNP complex; Lsm1-7-Pat1 complex; U6 snRNP. Lineage: Eukaryota; Metazoa; Chordata; Actinopteri; Perciformes; Sebastidae. Gene Ontology annotation, molecular function: RNA binding. The transcript has 5 exons.